CUUGGAGUUAGAAGCGGGGAAGGAGGUCCGGGCUUCGAGGUGCCGGGGUGACAAAGGCGGACCAGGCUGUCUGCUUGGGGUGAUCCGCACAGCCCCAAGCGGGAUGGAUGCCCCGCUACGGACUCUGAGUGUAGGAGGUGGGGCCUGAGCCCCGAGCCGGGGGCCAGUUCCGAGCAAUCUAAAGGCCCUGCGGGUGUGCACUGGCUAAGCCUGAGGAACGCAGGGUCAGGUGGAGGGGAGUUUCCGUUCCAGAUGCUGGAGCAGAUGCUGGAGGACAUCGGACACACUCGGAGCCCUUUUGUGCCAUUCUGUAUUGGUUUUUUACUGCAGAGCCUUUAAAGGGGUCCAGAGACUGGAGUCUUGCCACUGAGUGACCUCUGUUGCUCUUUUCUCCUGGCCUCACUUGUCUUCCUGUGAAAUGGGAGUGAGCCGGAGCCUUAUGCAGACUGGGUUCCAAGGCCCUCAGGGGCCUGGAUGACUGUGUUUCCCUAUUCACCCUUCCCUUGAGUCCCAAAGUGCAGAGUCGUGGCUGCUGCCCCCUGAUGUCACCCUGUGCAUGUGUAUUCACCGAGGAGGUGCAGGUGUGGCCGUGUCAGAGUGCCCCCGCUCAGUCGUGCCUGCGGAGGGGCCGUGAGUGUGUGUUGUUGCCUUCAUCAUGGCACAAGAGGACAAGGGGGCGUGGGGUGGAGGCUGGGCAGAGGCCCCUGCAUCUUUAAACAGAUCCUCAAGUUUGCCAUCCAGACUUGGGAGUGAGUUACUUGGAGAGUGAUAGGAAAGCACUGAUGUUUUUAAAUAUGCGGUUGUUUUUCUGCAGCACCCUUAGGACGUACCUGCCUCUCUCGACUGUCCCCAUCUUCUGCACGGGCAUCACCUGGACUGUGGGCCUUAUCCCCCUGGAUUCUGCUGGGUGCUGUUAUUCCCUGCUCUGUGCGAGCCUAGCAGGUCCAGCACCCACAGCUGGCCCUGGGCACCACGGCAGCUGAUUUCUGGUCCUGGAUCCGCUUCAAAGGCUCUUUCCAGGCUUCUCUGUGUCUUUCCAGCUCUUUUUGUAAAGGUCUCAAGGGCAAGGGCGAGGAAGGCCUCAAGAUAGCAGCCUGCUCACCUUGUCCUGUCCAGGAGGGCCUGGCCACGGAAGGGACCAGCCACACUGACCCUUGUGCCAGGACUUGUCCCAAGGGUUGGUCUCUGCGGGCUCUGUCACGUUCCCCAUCACCGCCCCAGAAAAACUGCCACAGGAGACCAGAACAUUGAAGCCAGUGAUUUCUGUUUGGAAAUAGGGUCGUCCUCUGCUGCUGACCCCCAUCAAAUCCCAUCAUGCCCACAGCCCUGUGCCCCCGAGUCUUGGCUCCAAAAGAAAGUGAGGAGCCCAGGAAAAUGAGGAGCCCCCCAGGAGAGAACCCCAGUCCCCAGGGCGAGCUUCCCAGCCCUGAGUCCUCUCGCCGCCUCUUCCGCCGUUUCCGCUACCAGGAGGCGGCGGGCCCCCGGGAGGCCCUGCGCCGCCUCUGGGACCUGUGCCAAGGCUGGCUGAGGCCUGACAGGCACACCAAGGAGCAGAUCCUGGAGCGGCUGGUGCUGGAGCAGUUCCUGUCCAUCCUGCCCCGUGAGAUCCAGGGCUGGGUGCGGGCCCAGGAGCCCGAGAGCGGCGAUCAGGCUGUGGCCGCCGUGGAGGCACUGGAGCGGGAGCCCGGGCGGCCCUGGCAGUGGCUCAAGCACUGUGAAGACCCCGUGGUGAUUGAGGAUGGGGAUGGCCCUCCAGACCGGGAGCCAGAACAACUGCCGGCAGAAGCCCAGAGUGACCUCGCAAAGAGUCAGGACAGCCAGCCCACAGCUGUGGCGCAGGGCCCCGGGCUCCCGAGCAGAACCGUGGGCCAGCCCGGCGGGAAUCCAGUCCUGCAAGAGCCUGCUGUUCUCCAAGAUGCAAGUCUGAAGGACCCGCAGCAGGUGACUGCCCUGCAGCUGCCCCCGAACCGGGUUUCUCCUUUCAAGGAUAUGAUCUUCUGCUUCUCGCAAGAGGACUGGUCCCUACUGGACCCUGCGCAGACGGGCUUCUAUGGAGAGUUCAUCAUCGGGGAGGACUGUGGGGUCUCGCUGCCUCCAAGUGACCCGGGCACCCAGCUGAAUCUCUCCCAGGGAGAGGAGAAUGAGCCCCGGGUCCCAGAGUUGCAGGACCUGCAAGGGAAGGAUGUGUCCCAGGUGUCCUACUUGGACUUCCCAGGUCUCCAGCCUUUCCAGGUAGAGGAGAGAAGGAAACGGGAUGAGCUGCAGGUGCCCGAGUUCCAGACCUGCCCCCAGACGGCGCUCACUCAGAGCUCCUGCCCAGCCGGAGGGGACGCGCUGACCCCAGAGAACGGCCUGGACGAGGAGGUGACCAUCGAGAUCGUCCUGUCCAGCUCCGGAGACGAGGACUCCCAGCUCGGGCCCUACUGUGCGGAUGAGCCACGGGGCCCCACGGAGAAGCCGCGCAGCCUCCCAGCUUCGCAUCGCAGUGGCGCGGAGCCCGGGGGCGAGGUGCAGACGUCCUCCAAAAAGUCCUACAUCUGCCCCAACUGCGGGAAGAUCUUCCGUUGGCGGGUCAACUUCAUCCGGCACCUGCGCAGCCGCAGGGAGCAGAAGCCGCACGAGUGCUCGGUGUGCGGGGAGCUGUUCAGUGACAGCGAGGACCUGGACGGGCACCUGGAGAGCCACGAGGCCCAGAAGCCCUACCGCUGCGGCGCUUGCGGGAAGAGCUUCCGCCUCAACUCGCACCUGCUGUCGCACCGGCGCAUACAUCUACAGACCAGCGGACUGGAACAGGUGCAGAAGGCGGAGCCGGACACGGCGUCGGGGACCGUGGGCGGGGGUCCCGGCGGCCUGCUGGCCUUCCAGUGCUGCGACUGCGGGCGGGCAUUCCAGCGGCCUGAGCAGCUGGCGCGGCACCGCAGCAGCACCCACCUGCGGGACUCGGCGCGGCCCUUCCAGUGCCGCUAUUGCGUCAAGAGCUUCUCGCAGAACUGCGACCUGCUCCGCCACCAGCGCCUGCACAUGAAGCGCCGCUCCAAGCAGGCCCUCAACUCUUACUGAGGCGGCCACGGCCCUGCCCGGCCCCCUCCCACGGUGCACCUGCCCCGGGACCGACGCCGCGUCCUCCUGCCCUUCGUUCUCAGGUAGAAAUGAGAUAGUGGCCGACUGAGCAUGUGCUCUGGCUCUGCUGUGCCAAAUGGCAGGGAGGGCGUGUCUACACCAGCUUUGACUCUCCGUGUCCGCAGGUCCUAGAGAAGCGCCCCCUCCAGAUGGUCCCAGGCAGGCAGGGACGGGACCACCCCCUGCCAUGGUCAGCCCCUGGGGGUCUGUCCCUUGCCGGCCAGUGUCAAAUACACUCCCAUAAAUUCGUGUCUGACACCUUCCCUCCCCCUGUACUGAGGUCUGGGGGUACCUGUACAUCUGUCUGACAGCAAGAAGGUUGGGGUGUGCUGAUUGGCAAGGGGGCUCUUGCCUUUGGGCUGUGACCACAGGGCUUAGCACACCAGGCCAUGUCUUGUCAUCAGAAGUCUGAGUCCCUGUCACCCCUAUGCCCAUAGAAACAACCUACUGUUAUCAGGCAGCCCUUUCAGGCUCAAACCGUGGUGGGGGCUUUAUAGCUCCUACAGAAGGUAAACACCUACCCUUUCAUUUGUGAUGAUAUCUGCUUAUUAGGGAACAUGAGUUCAUCGAAGGCAAAGCCCACAUUUUAACCUGUAGCACACCCUCCCCUAAAUGUUGUUUCUUUGUACCCUCCAAGGGCUUCAUGAGAGGUGGUGGGGUGGACGUGCAGUCCAUCAAGGCCAGGAAUGGGGGCUCAGCCCCCAGGGAGGGUGUUCUGUUGUGUCUGGGUGAGCUGAGCUGGGGAAACAACCUCAGGUGAAGUCAUGCACGUAUGACUUAGCAUGCUGGUUGUAGUCGUUCAUGAGAGCUCCUGAGAAACCAGAUGGCUCAGAACAACAAAGCCAUCGUCUUGGUUCUGAAGGCACAAGUCCAAGGUCUGGCUCUCUGCAGGGUGGCCCCUUGCCAGGGAGGCUUUUUCCUGUCUCCUGUUGCCCCCCAGGCUUGCGGGCAAUUGCUGAUGCUCCAGAAGCAUUGGCCCAGCUCUGCUGUAUCCUCACAUGGUGCCCUGUGUAUGUGUCUGUCCCUUUCUGUAAGGACCCCAGUUGUAUCUAAGGCCUGCCCGUCCUACCCCAUACACUCCCAUCUUUACUAAUUACAUCUGCCGCAGCCUCGUUUCCAAACAAGGUUACACUCCGUUGUGCCAGGGUUCGAGUUGUGGGGGCUGGGGACACAGUUCAGCCCACACCACCACAUAGUCCUGCAGCUCUCAUCCCCAAUCUGCACAACACAGUAGUUAGCUCUCCCUUCCACCGGAACCAUGAUUCAGACCCAAGCUGCUGCUCCUGGGGGAGUGUCCUCCGCACAAGACCCUUCAUCGUCUAGCCUGGCAUUCUGGACGGGGAAUGGCUGGCAGUGGAGCCUCAGACCUUGGUGACUGUGGUCUUACUGCUCCAGGAAGAACUGACCGAGUCUGCUAGGCCCAGUGACAAGAAGGCGUGGGGAUGGAUGAGCAGCUGUGGCCCAUUGUCAAACCCAGCGACCAGGCGGGUGUCCUGUAGUUGUACCACUGCCAGUUUGCUCUUUGUCAUCCACCUCAUUGUCAUAUCGAGACACCACUCCCCCAAACCCAGUGAAAGAGUUACAAGGUCCUAGAGUUAAAUGACGGCUGUGCCUGUGUAGAUGCAUCUACGUACUCAGGAGCAGUAAAUGCAGUAAAACCCUUUGGUCACACCCUCAAUAAUAAACUAUUGGGGCUCUUUGUUUCUAAAGAGUUUGCCAUUUUUAUUGAUCUGUCAGGAAAUGGGGAGAAGAAACCCCCAGAAUCUUUUAAGGCUAAUGGAAAAUUCCAAAUAGAAGCCAAACUGCACAUUUAUCCCAUCCAACUGUGCUUUGGCCAAAGGUUCCAUUGGUGGUGAGUGUGUUAACCCACCCACUGCAGACGUGUAUCUAAGAGGAAUAUUGCCCCACUUAAUCAGUGUAUUUUACAUGUAGGUUCUGAUCAUAAAUAAUAAACAAAUGGAAUGUACCAGAACUGAAACCUAAAAGGAGGCUGUGCAUUUCUUCAGUGUCAGUCAGAUAUUGUGAGGCAGCCUCCCAUUCAAUGACCCAAAGCUGACCAAGGCACCUAGCAAACCAGGAGUCGACAUUGCUCCUGGAAACCAUCAUGGGUAAUGUAGCUCCAAUCCCAGGUUCAUCCCAUGCAGAGGAAGCCAGGGAUACCCAUGUUGCAGAAAGCUUCAGGUAAUACGAGGGCUUACCUGCUUGGUUCCUCCCUCCCUCUGUGGGGACUGGGCAGGCAGGUGAGGGUGCCACGGAGGCUCAGGAGACUGCACAUCUGAGAAGCAUCUGCUCUCCCUAUUCCUGAUCCCUUGGCAUUGUUCCCACAAACUGAACAGGUGCAUAAUAAAAAAUUCACUGAAUUAA
This is a messenger RNA of Hyaena hyaena (striped hyena), 5484 nucleotides long. It is a transcript of the gene ZNF496, whose product is annotated as zinc finger protein 496. Gene Ontology annotation, molecular function: DNA-binding transcription factor activity, RNA polymerase II-specific; RNA polymerase II cis-regulatory region sequence-specific DNA binding. Gene Ontology annotation, biological process: regulation of transcription by RNA polymerase II. NCBI's taxonomy places the organism in Eukaryota, Metazoa, Chordata, Mammalia, Carnivora, Hyaenidae. The coding region runs from base 1315 to 3060 and encodes 581 amino acids. The record is from RefSeq and is a predicted model, not a curated record. The transcript has 9 exons.